ACUCCUCUUCUCCUCUCUUGCAGAACUGCUCAGCUGUGAGAAAAAGACAGGGCUCCUAGCUUAUAACAGCCCCAGAGGAAACAUCGAGGCUCAUGUGACUCUUCACCACCACCGGUCGGGAAAUGGAAAACUUGAUGCUCCUCUCCGGCUCCUGCAAAGUUACCACAACUCUCCUUUUGACCAUUCUGGGCUCUGCCAGAUGCCUCCCUCUUGACGAUGACGACUCCGUCUGCACCGCAGAAGAGCUGGCAAAGUACAGCAUCGUCUUCACAGGGAAAUGGAGCCAAGUGGCUUUCCCUAAGCAGUACCCGCUGUAUAGGCCACCAGCACAGUGGUCACCACUUUUGGGCGUGGUCCAUAGUUCUGACUACAACAUGUGGGGAAAGGAUGAGUUCGCCAGCAAUGGUAUGCGUGACUUCGCUGAAAGAGGUGAAACAUGGACGGUAAUGAAGGAAAUAGAAGCAGCUGGAGAAAAAAUCCAAAGUGUUCAUGGAAUCUUCUCUGCUCCUGCCAUUUCCUCUGGUACAGGUCAAACCUCUGCGGAUUUCGAAGUGCAUUCAAGACACCCCCUUGUUUCUUUUGCAGUAAGAAUUGUGCCCAGCCCGGACUGGUUCGUGGGCAUUGACAGCUUAAACCUGUGUGAAAAAGAUCACUGGACAGAGCAAAUAUCAGUGGAACUUUCCCCGUACGAUGCCGGGACUGACAGUGGCUUCACAUUUUCCUCCCCCAACUUCGCUACUAUCCCACAGGAGCCUGUUACAGAGAUCACUUGUUCUUCUCCAAGUCACCCAGCAAACUCUUUUUAUUAUCCCAAGCUUAAAAAUUUACCACCUAUUGCUCGAGUAACCAUGAUAAAACUUAAAAGAAGCAAACUGGGGUUUCCUAUUCCUCAGCCCAAUGUGACUGUGAUAGAUAAUGAAAUAGAGGACACAAUCUCGGAAACUCCCCUGGACUGCGAAACGUCGCUCUGGUCUUCGUGGGGCCUUUGUAGAGGCACAUGCGGACAUUUGGGGACGAAGAGCAGAACCCGUUACAUACAUCUGCAUCCUGCCAAUAAUGGAACACCCUGUCCAAACUUGAACGAAGAAACAGAUUGUGAGCCAGACAAUUGUGUCUGAUAUGGCUCUUUGGAACAUUAUUUAGAUAAUUUAAAUGUCAGACAUCCUUACUUCAUCUAUUUUGUGCCUGUGAAUAUGCUUAAGAGUUUAAAAUAGUUGCAAUAUUUUGUUCAUGUUAUUUGAUACUGAAUUAUGUUUGGUAUCUACAAGUAAAAGAAUUUCUUACUGUGAACCCCUGCAGCACCCCCCAGUGGUAGAAAAUUUGAGCAACUCUGUAGUUCAUUUUUCAUUCACGUACCUAGAACACGCAAGCACCCCACAUCUUCAAGAAUUCGCCUGAG
Molecule: messenger RNA, 1399 nt
Organism: Gekko japonicus
Lineage: Eukaryota; Metazoa; Chordata; Lepidosauria; Squamata; Gekkonidae
Gene: SPON2
Product: spondin 2
Exons: 6
Coding region: 123-1118 (331 amino acids)
Biological process (GO): cell adhesion
Cellular component (GO): extracellular matrix
Source: RefSeq, a predicted model, not a curated record